Molecule: messenger RNA, 297 nt
Organism: Penicillium angulare
Lineage: Eukaryota; Fungi; Ascomycota; Eurotiomycetes; Eurotiales; Aspergillaceae
Exons: 1
Coding region: 1-297 (98 amino acids)
Source: RefSeq, a predicted model, not a curated record
AUGCCGAUGGUAGUUCCUCUUCCUUGUGGUGAUAGCGAUUCGCUCGAUAUCUUUCCUUCGUGGAAGACAGUUGCCUGGCGUUGGGAAAUCGCAAGUCCAACCUCCAUUGUGACACCUCUGGCAAACCGGAUGGCUCUCGUCGCACUUAACCCUUCGAGCACGGCAUGUAAAGCAGCCGCUGCGGCUUCGUUUGUGCCCCUCUCGUUUCAAAGUCGACUGGCAGGCGUACGUCCUCUCUCCCAUGUUUUGAUGAUAAAAGUAGGUUUCUUUGGCGAUGGCGAUAUGCCCGAACUUUGA